Molecule: messenger RNA, 2732 nt
Organism: Osmerus eperlanus (European smelt)
Lineage: Eukaryota; Metazoa; Chordata; Actinopteri; Osmeriformes; Osmeridae
Gene: rbm39b
Product: RNA binding motif protein 39b
Exons: 16
Coding region: 402-2009 (535 amino acids)
Biological process (GO): mRNA processing
Cellular component (GO): nucleus
Molecular function (GO): RNA binding; U1 snRNP binding
Source: RefSeq, a predicted model, not a curated record
UGAGAAAGGCCGAUUGCUGCGCCAUUUCGUGUUGGACGAGGAGCUUUGCAGAGACUGGACAUUGUUUACUGUGAGACAAAACUUCAAACUCUAAUGACUAAUGUCAAAGGUAGCAAAGACAGAUCAAUAUAUAACUUUGUAUAAGAAAACAAAUUUAACGCAAACAAAACGGAGGAAUCAAUCGUAAAGUUAAGAUCCCGUGCCGAGGUCAAAUUGGGCCUUGCUGAUGCUAGUUUGCUAACUUGGUGGCGAUCUUGUAUAAGCUAGCUAGCAGGCCAAGGGAACGUGAGGUGAGGCCCUGCUGCAUACCCGCUGCUUGGGUGGUAACGAAGAGCCUGACGACGGCGAGGACAUUACUGUGGAAUCUGUAGUGUUCGUCACGACACAUUUUCCAAAGGACCAUGGCAGACGAUUUUGAUAUUGAAGCCAUGCUGGAGGCUCCGUACAGAAAGGAUGAGAUCAAGUCCUCUAAUGCAAAUGGACAUGAGGAGCGCAGUAAGAAGAAAAAGAGGAGCCGAAGUCGGAGCCAGAGCCCGAGCUCUGAGAAGAGAAGCAAGAGCAAGGACAGGAAGAAGAACCGCGACCGGAAGGCUAGCAAGAGCCGGGAGAAAAAACGCAGCCGCAGCAAAGAGCGCCGUCGCAGUCGUUCUCGCAGCAAAGAGCGCACUGGCCGCUACAGAGGACGUCGCAGCCCCUUUUUGGGUCCAAAGUUUAAUGGUGGUCCAGGAGGAAAAAUUGGCCUACCACAUGCCAACAAACUAAGCCGGAGACGUUCCAGAAGCCGAAGUCCCUUCAGGAAAGACAAGAGUCCAGUAAGGCAACCAAUUGACAACCUAACGCCAGAGGAGAGGGAUGCCCGUACUGUGUUCUGCAUGCAGCUUGCAGCCAGGAUCAGACCUCGAGACCUGGAGGACUUCUUCUCAGCAGUUGGAAAGGUUCGGGAUGUGCGCAUGAUCUCUGACAGAAACUCCCGAAGAUCAAAAGGCAUUGCCUACAUUGAGUUUCUGGAAGCUAAUUCAGUUCCUCUGGCAAUUGGUCUGACUGGGCAGAGGCUUCUAGGAGUGCCGAUAAUCGUCCAGGCCUCUCAGGCUGAGAAAAACAGGGCCGCAGCAAUGGCCAACAACCUGCAGAAGGGCAAUGCUGGGCCAAUGAGGCUGUAUGUGGGCUCACUGCACUUCAACAUAACAGAGGACAUGCUGAGAGGAAUCUUUGAGCCUUUUGGAAGGAUUGAGAGUAUCCAGCUGAUGAUGGACAGUGAAACUGGAAGAUCCAAAGGAUAUGGCUUCAUUUCGUUUGCAGAUGCGGAAUGUGCAAAGAAAGCCCUGGAGCAGCUGAAUGGUUUUGAGCUGGCAGGGCGGCCCAUGAAGGUGGGUCACGUGACCGAGCGCACUGACGCGUCCACGGCCAGCUCCUUCCUGGACAAUGACGAGCUGGAGAGGACUGGCAUCGACCUGGGAACCACAGGGCGUCUGCAGCUUAUGGCUAGGCUGGCAGAGGGUACUGGUCUUCAGAUCCCCCCUGCUGCACAGCAGGCUCUGCAGAUGAGUGGAUCCAUCCCCUUUGGAAACAUGGCAGCUGCUGCUACAGCUGCUGCUGCCGCCGCUGCUGCUGCCGCCACCCCUUCUAUGAACCUAGGCUCCAGCAUGAACCAGGCCAUGAACCUCCCAACACAACCGCUGGCUACACACUGCCUGCAGCUCUCUAACAUGUUCAACCCACAGUCGGAGAAUGAGCCUGGCUGGGACAUUGAGAUCCAGGAUGAUGUCAUCGAGGAGUGUAACAAACACGGAGGGAUUGUUCACAUCUAUGUUGACAAAAACUCCCCCCAGGGCAACGUGUAUGUGAAGUGCCCAACUAUACCAACAGCAAUGGCUGCAGUAAAUGCUCUUCAUGGACGGUGGUUUGCAGGAAAAAUGAUCACUGCUGCAUAUGUUCCCCUACCAACUUACCACAACCUGUUCCCUGACUCAGUAACAGUAACCCAGCUGCUGAUGCCAGCGCGCCGGUGAACAUCAGUACGGAGACUGUUGCCUAUCAAUUCUAGAAUGUACAUACGUUUGAAAAUUAAACUCAGUUGGCUCUGAAUAGGCAGUUACAGCAUUUUUCAUUAUUUGUUUGAAGGAUAUUUCCUGUCAUUCAACAAAGACUUUACAUUUCUGUGACGGCACUUGUACAUUAGUUCAUUAGCUACUUUAGUGCAAGUGAAAAUGUGUUGUAAAAAUCCAACAGUCAGGAAUUUGAUUAAGGAGUAUCAAUUGUACUGAUGUUGUAAUCAGAGGGAAUGGAAAGUUUCCCAUUUGAAAACUGCCACAAAAAAGUAACCAGUUUGGAAGAUGUAGUUCCACAAUGUGCAAUUCUGACAUACUGCUGUUGAGGACUACACUUUUUUUUAAAUGUCAGCCCUUUAGUGAUCCUUUGCAUUUAGAAGUUCAGAUUGUUGUGCUUUAUAUUAUUCAACGAGCAGGUGUGUUCAUGAAAAGAACCUAUAAAUCACAAAAUAUGAUUUUCUUGUCAUCAGCUGAAGGUGUUCAUUUUGUUUGAGACCACUUUGCAUUUAUAACUUUUUGUAAUAAAGAUUAGACUUUGUACAGAACCUCUGAUUAAACUCUUCAAAAUAUGUAAUCUGGGUAGUCAAUGUGAUAUGUUCUGUUUCUUUUACUACUUUCAAUAACUUCAACUGGAACAGAGAGCAAUGUCAGAUGUAUUUGUAAUAAAAGCUUGGUUUACAACUA